AUGAGAUAUGCCAAAGGACUGGAGGAGACGGACAUGUGGCAGGAAGUCACUGGUGGGAUUGGAGCGGAGGAGUUGGGGGGUGGAGGCGAGAAGGGGAGCGACAGUGGAAGGGGAGGAGAUGCCGAGGUGGGAGGAGAAGAAGCGGUAGAGGUAGAGGAGGGAGGAGCGAGAGGUAGCACGUCUGGGACGAAGUGUCGUGCAUGCUCCCACCUCAUCCUCCCGCAAUCCAAGCGCCUCAAACUCCGCUCCAACGGUCGACUUGUCAUCGGCCGUCGAUUGUAUCUUAAGCUCGCUCUCUCUCAACACUCUCUCGCCCUUCACCUUGCACUUUUGUCCGACAUUCACCUCCUCGCUUCCUCCGGAAUAUUGAGCAUGUGCCCCCCUUCCCUGCAGUGCAUCGGAGGUACCUUCCUUUCAUCCACACUCCACACUCCCCUUUUCGUCCUCUUUCCCUCGCCCUACCCUUCCCCUUUCCUCCCAUACCAUCCCCUUUCUCUCCUCUUCACCUCUCAUUUCCCUAACCUUUCCCUCACCUUACCCUACCCUUUCCCUCCCCCUUUUCUCCCCUUUCCCACACCUUUCCCUCCCGUUCUCCCCCCUUCCCCUCCUCUUGCCUUCCUCCUUCCCUCCCAAGCCAGGCGUGGCGGGAGUGUGGCAGAGCUGCGGAGCACAACCCCCAUGUAG
Messenger RNA from Closterium sp. NIES-65, 684 nucleotides. NCBI's taxonomy places the organism in Eukaryota, Viridiplantae, Streptophyta, Zygnematophyceae, Desmidiales, Closteriaceae. The record is from the annotation of a GenBank genome assembly.